Messenger RNA from Solanum verrucosum, 695 nucleotides. RefSeq lists its product as uncharacterized. The record is from RefSeq and is a predicted model, not a curated record. NCBI's taxonomy places the organism in Eukaryota, Viridiplantae, Streptophyta, Magnoliopsida, Solanales, Solanaceae. The coding region runs from base 70 to 585 and encodes 171 amino acids. The transcript has a single exon.
AAAAAAACCCCAUAAAUUCUUUCUAAUUUUCUUCUUUUCCCCCCUUAGUAUUUUCAUUUCUUUGAAAAUAUGACUAUGAAGAACAAUCCUUAUAGAAAAUCCACAGGUCAUCCAAUUACUCAACCAGACCAACAACUUUCUUUAUUACCAACAACAAUCUUGACACUAACAACAUCUUUAUCUCAAGAAGACAAACAAAUCUUGUCAUAUUUAAUUUCUUGUUCUUCUAGCAAUUUCUCCAAUAAUCUUGGAAAUUGUACUACUCACAACAAUAACAACAAAAGUUGCUAUUGUUUUAAUUGUUAUAUGAGUUAUUGGGUGAAAUGGGAUUCAUCUCCAAAUCAUCAACUUAUUCAUGAGAUUAUAGAUGCUUUUGAAAAUAUGGUGUUGGAGAAAAAAAAGGGGAAAAACAAGAAACAGAGGAGGAAUAAGAAUAGAAGUUCUUGUGGGAUUGAGAAAAAUUCUGAAAUUUGUUUAGAGGAAAAUUCAACAAGUUAUGAUGGUGAUAGAGAAGAGGAAUUAGGGUCUGUUAGAAGAUUUGUGAGUUUUCUUGGUGAAAGUAUUUGGAGUGUUUGGCAUGUCUGAAAUGUUUUAAGGUAAUAUUGGGAAAAUCUAGGUUCUCUUUUUAUUUCAUCCGGUGUUUGGUAUUUGUAUUGGAAUUCGAUGAAAUAUGACUUCGCGCAUGAAAGUCUCGA